This is a messenger RNA of Larimichthys crocea (large yellow croaker), 2040 nucleotides long. It is a transcript of the gene setd7, whose product is annotated as SET domain containing 7, histone lysine methyltransferase. Gene Ontology annotation, cellular component: chromosome; nucleus. NCBI's taxonomy places the organism in Eukaryota, Metazoa, Chordata, Actinopteri, Sciaenidae. The transcript has 8 exons. The record is from RefSeq and is a predicted model, not a curated record. Gene Ontology annotation, biological process: heterochromatin organization; regulation of DNA-templated transcription; peptidyl-lysine monomethylation. The coding region runs from base 125 to 1237 and encodes 370 amino acids. Gene Ontology annotation, molecular function: chromatin binding; protein binding; histone H3K4 monomethyltransferase activity.
GUGCAUCCAGGAUCAGGUGAAAGCCUCGUCAGCUGUCACAUCAUGCCGUGCCCAUGACGCCCCGUGGUGACAGGGGAAGCAGUCAGAGCUGCGGCGUGGUCAUCCAGCAGCCUCCUGCAGCAGCAUGGACAGCGAUGACGAGAACAUAGAAGAGGCCGUGGAAGGUCCAUUGGAUGACGAUGGUCAGCCGCAUGGGUUCUGCACAGUGACUUACUCAUCCAGCGAUCGCUUUGAGGGACACUUCAGCCACGGAGAGAAGAAUGGAAAGGGCAAGUUCUUCUUCUUUGAUGGAAGCACCCUGGAGGGUUUCUAUGUAGACGAUGCUCUGCAUGGUCAGGGGAUGUAUACAUACGAAGAUGGCGGUGUUCUCCAUGGCACGUAUGUGGACGGCGACCUCAACGGGCCCGCUCAGGAGUUUGAUGGCGAGGGUCGCCUGGUGUUCAAGGGCCAGUACAAAGACAACAACCGGUGUGGGGAAUGCUGGGUCUACUACCCUGAUGGAGGCUGUGUGUUUGGGGAGGUGAAUGAGGACGGCGAGAUGACUGGUAAAUCUGUAGCAUACAUCUACCCCGAUAGACGGACGGCUCUCUGUGGAAGCUUUGUGGAUGGUGAGCUGAUUGAGGCUCGCCUCGGCACCCUGAUCUCCAAUGAAGGUGGAAGACCACGCUUCGAAAUCACACCCAACAGUCCUGUCUACUCGUAUGACAAGUCCACUUCCACCUGUAUCGCCACCCACACUCUGCUUCCUGAUCCCUACGAGAACCAAAAGGUGUUUGUGGCAGACUCUAUGAUCAAAGGAGCAGGACAGGGUCUGUUUGCCAAGAUGGAUGCUGAGACCGACACUGUGAUGGCUUUUUACAAUGGAGUACGCAUCACACACUCUGAGGUGGACAGCCGGGACUGGGCUCUGAACGGGAACACCAUCUCACUGGAUGAAGAUACAGUGAUUGACGUUCCUCAGCCGUUUGACCAGAUGGAGAGAUACUGCGCCUCUCUGGGUCACAAGGCAAACCACUCCUUCACCCCCAACUGCAAAUAUGACCCGUUUGUCCACCCUCGUUUUGGGUCUAUCAAGUGUGUCCGAACCCUGAGGCCUGUGCAGAAAGACGAGGAGCUAAUGGUCGCUUAUGGUUACGAUCACAAGCCAACAGGAAAGAACGGCCCCGAGGCUCCUGAUUGGUACAAACAGGAGCUGGAGGAGUUCCAGCAGAGACAAGCGGCUCCCACCGGCCAAUAAGAACACAGAUGAAUUCCUUUGGACAAUAAAAUAAUACAAUAAAAUAGCCCCCUUCCACCUGUGCUACCACCUUAUAAGACUCCUGCAGCAUUAUGACACCUGAUAACCCCUGCAACUGCAAAUCACCUUGUAGACAUUUGAGCUGUUACUAUGCUUCAUAUGGAAUUCAAACGGAAUACUUCUUGAGCAGUUCAGUAUGAAUGAAAGCCUUGCAGAUCCAAGGCCAAAGUAACACAAGAACUAUGCAAGAAACCAAAUGUUAUUAGAGGAGACAUGUCUCUGGCUGGAGGUUCUGUCUGAUUUUACCACUCUUCUCUUCAUCACAUAACUCACAUAGAAAUCACAAUUUACGUGCUCAUGGUGCUUAUAAAUUUAGGGUAUGAUAGAAACACUCAUAUCAUUUUUCUCAGUUUUCACUUCAGCUCUUUGUCAGUUGUUUGAUGCAGCGGCUGCAGUUUACCUGCACUACUUUACCGCACGGUAUUUCUCUUUUCUGUUUAACUCCUACAUCAUUUGAACAGAAUCAGCUGGCCCGAUACAUAAACUUGAAAAAGUGUAAAUUUAUAGGCCUGUUUACUUACACGGUUAUACAGUAUAUGUUACAGUGACUAAUUUAUUUAUGAUCUCUGAAAUUGGUAAAGAACUGUAUUUCCUGAGCUGUGUCGAGUGGAUUUAUAAUGUAAGCAUGUGGUGGGAAAAUAAAGGAUGGCCUACCACUUCAGGAAAGACCUACAGUGAACUUUUCUAACCUGGUGUCUGUGUUCAUACCCUACAAAAUAAAGUCCCAACAAUAAGAAAAUCUA